Darwinula stevensoni is the source of this 5034-nucleotide messenger RNA. Lineage: Eukaryota; Metazoa; Arthropoda; Ostracoda; Podocopida; Darwinulidae. The record is from the annotation of a GenBank genome assembly.
AUGAAUCCAAACUUAAUGCUGGUGAAACCAGGGGUGAAGGCCCUCUGGGAAGGCGAAAGGAUUUGUCAGAUGAACGCCAAUGGAAGCCUUGCCAUCCCUUCCUCCAAGAACGAAUUGUGCCGCAUCAAGGUCUACCUGGAUAAACAAAAUUUAGGAGGGAAUGAAGUUGGACUUGGAGGACACAUUCCCAAUGUCACAGACAGGCAAGUGACCUCACCAGCCAUCGUCAAACUGUAUCCGCCUCUCUUGCGUCGGGGCGCCGUUCUGUCGAAGGGACAUGCGAAGAAACUGUGGACAGACAUCGUCGGAGUUCCUCAGGACGGAUGGGAUGGCGACCUCAAUGUGGUGAAAAACGGAAAGUAUCAACACUGUGUCUUCGCCUAUAAGAAUAACUACGAGAUCGGAAUCAACGAUGUUGAAUGCGGACGUCAGUUGAAUGCGUUCCUUUGCUACGAGAACGUAUCGGUCAAAGACUGCCCGAAUCCGCAACAACCCCCUGACCAGGACGUGCAGCUGUUGGCAAACGAAAAGACGAGAUAUUCCCUAGGAGACAAUGUGACCUAUGUCUGUCCUUUCUGGAAGGCAUGGAAUCCCCCUAGCAACCCUCCGUCUCCGUUUCGGACAUCCCAAUGCUUUGGAUCUUUGGGCUGGGAAUACAAACUUGAGGAUCUUCGUUCUUGCAUUAAAGGCGACUUCUGCCCACCGAUUCUUUUGCCACGCAAGGGCGACCCGUACACAAAGGCAAUCAAUGUGUCAACGCCCGCGGAUCCCGAGGGCAGGUACGCACCAGGCAGCAACGUCACGUUAGAAUGUGGACUGAAAAACUUUUCCUUCUCCUCUGGGAAUACCCUAGAGACAUGGACAUGUCAGAACAAUGGGGAAUGGACACCAAUAAAUAUAUCCAUGGCAUGUAUUCCUCAACCAAAUACAACAUGCAAAUUGCCUGGUGACGAGGAUGCCAUAGCCUUCACCGACCAUUACCUUGUGGGAUCCAUGGUAUACUGCAUUCACAAUGAAUCCCUCCAGCUUUCACUCACCUGUACUGAGAAUCUCACCUGGUAUCCUGAAGAUUUUACACCCUGCAAGGGAGUGUACCCAUACUUUGAAGUCACAAACAAGAGCUUUCUGCUGGGGAAGCCGAAAAAUAGAUCUCUCGAUGGGAACUUUGGAGCUGCAGCCUUCUGUCACGAACAAUUCAAUUCGUCCGGGUUGCCUGAAUUGAAAAACAGAACGGAAAUGGAAUCUGUGGUCCAGUAUGUCCUCAAACAUGUUGACGACGGAUACGUUCCCCUCCCGUACAACAUUUUGCAGUUUUGGAAGGAAGGGAAACUGCCAGAGAAUGGUUCCUACAAUUCGACCAUUUUCUGGAAAUUCCAGAACGGAGACCCCAUCUCAAAUGACCUAUUUUCACCAGGUCAUCCAAACGACCCUGAAAACGGACAUUGUUCCGUUCUGGAUCUCAAUGAUGGGAGAUUCUGGAGCGCAAACUGUUCUCAGCCGUUCGACUGGGCACUCUGUCAGCUCAACGCCAACGAUAGUUGCCAGGAAUUCAGUACCAUGACGAAUUACACUUGGAAUUGGCCUCGCUUCACGGCAUAUGGGAAAGCGAUGCAAGUCCAUUGCCGCUGCGGGCAAGUGUGGCUGGAUUCCAUUCCAAAGACGAAGAGGGAGGACUUCCAGUGCUACGGCAAUAUUGGAUAUGACAUACGUUCCAUGACCAAGUGUGUCGAAGCUUACUCUCGUGGCUGUGGUAGCACCUCUUCAUCCAAUCGUGAUCGACAAGAUGCCUUUCUUAUAGACCCAGGCGAAUUCUGCCCUCCGAUUCCUUUGCCACGCAAGGGGGACCCCUACACGAAGGCAAUCAAUGUGUCAACGCGCACGGAUCCCAAGGGCAUGUACCCGCCAGGCAGUAACCUGACGUAUGAGUGUGGGCAGACAAACUUUUCUUUCUCCUCUGGGAAGAUCCGAGAGACAUGGACAUGUCAGGUCGAUGGGAAAUGGACGCCGGAAAACGUAUCUGUGGCAUGCUGUCCUCACCCAAAUACAACAUGCAAAUCGCCCGGUAACGAGGAUGACAUAGCUUUACCUGACCAUUACCUGGUGGGAACGGUGGUUUACUGCAUCCACAAUGAAUCCAUCCAGCUUUCACUCACCUGUGCUGAGAAUCUCACCUGGUAUCCUGAAGGUUUCACACCCUGCGAAGGAGGUUGCGGGGAAUUCCCUGCCGUGACAAAUUACUCUUGGGAUCGGCCUCUCUUGACGUUAUAUGGGCAAGCGGCACAAGUCAACUGCAGCUACGGUCAAGAUUUGCCGGACUCCGUAUCGAAGACGAGGAGUAAGAGCUUCAAGUGCUAUGGAAACAUUGGAUAUGACAUCCGUUCAAUGACAACGUGUAUCAAGGGCGACUUCUGCCCUCCGAUUCUUUUGCCACGCAAGGGCGACCCGUACACAAAGGCAAUCAAUGUGUCAACGCCCGCGGAUCUCGAGGGCAGGUACGCACCAGGCAGCAACGUCACGUUAGAAUGUGGACUGAAAAACUUUUCCUUCUCCUCUGGGAAUACCCUAGAGACAUGGACAUGUCAGGACAAUGGGGAAUGGACACCAAUAAAUAUAUCCAUGGCAUGUAUUCCUCAACCAAAUACAAACUUCAAAGUUCGACCACUUGCCCUAUUCUUGAAUGGGACCCAAAGUGAUUUCUUUCUCCUUACCUUUGCAUUCGUACUUGGAGGGAACUCGUAUUCAGCAUUUCAUGCCGGGCCUUCCGUCCUAGCAUGCAAGUUGCCUGGUGACGAGGAUGCCAUAGCCUUCACCGACCAUUACCUUGUGGGAUCCAUGGUUUACUGCAUUCACAAUGAAUCCCUCCAGCUUUCACUCACCUGUAAUGAGAAUCUCACCUGGUAUCCUACAAAUGUCACACCAUGCAAAGAAGUGUACCCGUACUUCGAAGUCGGUAAUGGAAGCUUCGUGCUUGGGAAGCCGAAAAAUGGUCCUCUUGAUGGGAACUUUGGAGCUGCAGCUUUCUGUCACGACCGAUUCAAUUCGACAGGAUUGCCGGAAUUGAGGAACAGAACAGACAUUGGACUUGUCGCGCAGGCAAUAAUGAAAUACGUUGACGAUGGAUGUGCUCCCCUCCCAUACAACAUAUUACAGCUUUGGAAGGACGGGGAACUGCCAAAAUAUGGUUCCUAUAAUGCAACCAGUUUCUGGAAAUUCCGGGACGGAGAACCUAUAUCAAAUGACCUGUUUUCUCUGGGUCAUCCGAAUGACCCUGAAAACGGACAUUGUUCCGCUCUGGAUCCCUUCAACGAUGGGGGAUUCCGGGACGUGAACUGCUCUCAGCCGCUCGACUGGGCACUCUGUCAGCUCCACGUCAACGAUAGUUGCGGGGAAUUCCGUACCAUGACAAAAUACGCAUCGCAUUGGCCUCUCUACACGGCAUAUGGGGAAGCGGUACAAGUCCGAUGUCGCUGCGGUCAGGUGUGGCUUGGGUCUGAACCAGAGACGAGGAAAAAAAGCUUCACGUGCUAUGGAAAUAUUGAAUAUGACAUCCGUUCCAUGACCACUUGCAUUGAAGCCUGUGGGAAGAGUGAAACUCAACCGUCGUUGGAGCACGCAGACUGCUUAGAUCUUCUAAACGGAUGCAUCCUCUCGUACAAGUGCAACACGCACUACAACAAUAGUAUCGACGGCGUUUCGCUGCAUUGGCCUGAACAUCCAAAAUUCCAGUGCAUCGAAAACCAGUGGAGACAUAACAACAUCACGUGCAUCCUCUACGAAUGCUUCGAUGAACCAACCCCAUCGGUGAACCAUGCGGUCCUACACUCGUGGAAGCAGAAUUCCAAGCUGAUCAAUGCAACAGCCACCUACAGGUGUGAAUCUGGUUACACCUACUCUUCCAUUCGCGACUCGAAUGCCACGAAGAAAUCCAUCUGUAAGACCACAGGAUACUGGUCGGAGGUGGAAGACUGCGUACCUUCCUACUGCCCUUCUGACCCUCCACCUGCCAAUGAAUCAAUGAAAUUAGUAUGGGACAAGAAAGAGAGGCUCAUCGGAAAUAACAGCACCUACGACUGUUUUGUUGGAUACCGAUUCUCCGUGAAUGAAUCUAAACUCCAGAAUCGUAACUAUGAAAAAAGCAAGGAUGGAUUGGACGUCAUCAAGAUUCAGAGCCGGUGCCAGGCGAAUAUGACUUGGGAGCAUGUACCUUUGCAGUGCGUGCCUUCCAUUUGUUCCGGCAAUCCCCCAAAUGUAACGGGAGCUGUACUCAUUUCCACGAAUGGUGGUGUCACUUUUGACUGGAAUGGAUCCUUUGAAGUCGGAACCAAUGUGAUAUACUCUUGCCCAGAUCACAUGACCUUUCCGGAGGGUCGAAAUGUCACGAAAUCUUGCAUCAUUUCUGGUCAGUGGGAGACAUUAAAUGAAACCUGCAAUUGGUUCGAGUGCCCUGGAAGUCCACCUCCACCACCGGACGGAGGGUUUUCGAAUUGGAAUGGCCAUCUCAGCCCUGUUGGAUACAGUGUCACCUAUCGCUGUCCUGAUAACCACUUGUUCAAUGGAACAGCCCUAGAGGUUAGGAAGGAAUGCCUUCCAAACGGGAGUUGGCAGCCUCUAAAUGAAGUCUGCCUGGAAAUGGAAUGCCAUUCCGAUCCACCUGAUCCACCUGUCGGAGGUGCUCGAUUCUGGAAUGGAUCCAGCGUUGCAGGCAACCGUCCUAGAUAUUCUUGUCCUCGAGGGAUGGAAUUUGAGACGUCCGGCGAGACACUCACCUUAUCCUGCCUGGAAACUGGAGAAUGGGAACCCCUCGAGAAAUGCAUCUGGGUGGAAUGCCUGGAGGACCCGAUGCUGCUUUCGAUGCAUUUCAUUUCAAAUUGGGAUGGGACGUCGAGGAAAGUCGGGACCACUUUCCAAUACAUGUGCCUCAUAGCAUUCCAAACGACUGUAGUUGGCCGUUGCGAGGAAACAGGGAAAUGGUCAUCCCCUUCUCUUCUCGAUUGUGACCGUAAGUUUCAAUCUUUCGAAGAAUCCCUUUUGUAG